GCUGUGAAAGAGCAGUUACCGGUGCGGUGCGCUUCUCCAAUUACAGCCAGUCAAUGGAGCGGUGUGGGUUAAUGUCAUCAUCAUCGGCGUUCAGUUCAUUCUUCAGGUUGUAGCGAGAGUCUGUGCGCUAGUCAUUUCUUUUCUUUUCUUUUUUUUUUAAGAAGGCACUCUGAAGUCUUGUGCUGUUCCCUGAGUGGUGAAGAUGUCAGUAGUGGGGAUUGAUUUGGGUUUUCAGAACUGUUAUGUUGCUGUGGCCAGAGCCGGUGGGAUAGAGACCGUCGCCAACGAGUACAGCGACAGAUGCACACCGGCCUUUGUAUCUUUUGGACCCCGAAACCGGGCAAUAGGAGCAGCGGCAAAGAGCCAAGUGGUCACCAACUGCAAGAAUACUGUCCAAGGCUUUAAGCGAUUCCAUGGCAGGGCCUUCACUGAUCCGUAUGUUCAGUCAGCAAAGUCUGGCCUGGUCUAUGACCUCGCUCAGAUGCCCACAGGGACCACUGGCAUCAAGGUCAUGUACAUGGAGGAAGAGAAAGUGUUCAGUAUUGAGCAGGUCACUGCUAUGCUUCUGACCAAACUGAAGGAGACGGCUGAGGCUGCACUCAAAAAACCAGUGGUGGACUGCGUCAUUUCUGUUCCCAGCUUCUUCACUGAUGCAGAGAGAAGAUCGGUUAUGGAUGCUGCACAGAUUGCUGGCCUUAACUGCCUGCGACUCAUGAACGACACCACUGCGGUUACCCUGGCAUAUGGCAUUUACAAGCAGGAUCUGCCUGCCCCCGAGGAGAAACCCAGGAAUGUCGUGUUUGUGGAUGUUGGUCAUGCUGGCUAUCAGGUUUCUGCCUGUGCCUUUAAUAAGGGGAAAUUAAAGGUCCUGGCCUCUGCGUUUGACAGUGAGCUGGGUGGUAAAGACUUUGAUGAGAUACUUGUUCAGUAUUUCUGCAACGAGUUUGCCAAGAAGUACAAACUAGAUGUUCGCUCGAAGCCUCGUGCUCUGGUGCGUCUCUACCAGGAGUGUGAAAAGCUGAAAAAGCUCAUGAGUGCCAACUCCUCUGACCUGCCUCUCAACAUCGAAUGCUUCAUGAAUGACAUCGACGUUAGUAGCAAACUCAACAGAGGCGAGUUUGAGGAGAUGUGUGCGGCGCUGCUGGCUAAAGUGGAGGGACCCCUGCGCAGCGUGCUCGAACAAGCCAAGCUAAAGAAAGAGGACAUUUACGCAGUGGAGAUUAUAGGUGGUGCCUCUCGGAUCCCUGCCAUCAAAGAGCGAGUCAGCAAAUUAUUUGGGAAGGAGCUGAGCACAACACUAAAUGCGGACGAGGCAGUGGCCAGAGGCUGCGCACUGCAGUGCGCAAUCCUGUCUCCUGCCUUCAAAGUGCGAGAGUUUUCCAUCACGGAUGUGGUUCCGUAUCCCAUUUCCCUGAAAUGGAAUUCAGCAGCUGAGGAAGGCUUAAGUGAUUGCGAGGUAUUCCCUAAAAACCAUCCUGCACCUUUCUCUAAAGUGUUAACCUUCUACCGCAAGGAGCCUUUCUCCCUGGAGGCCUACUACAACAACCUGAAGGAGCUGCCAUAUCCUGAUCCCACCAUUGGUAAGUUCACUAUCCAGAAGGUGUUGCCUCAGGCGUCAGGCGAGUGUUCUAAAGUGAAGGUGAAGGUGCGUGUGAACGUGCAUGGUGUGUUCAGUGUGUCCAGUGCCUCCCUGGUGGAAGUGGUGAAGACUGCAGAGGGAGAAGAGCCCAUGGAGACGGACCCUGCUGCCAGAGAGGAAGAGAACAAGAUGCAGGUGGACCAAGACGAGCAGAAGCCCCAGGGUGACGGGCCGAAAGAGAACGUAGAUAAGAAAUCGGACACUGAGGACAUGGAGACUGAGGAAAACAAACAGGAAAAGAAGAACGACCAGCCUCCCCAAGCCAAGAAACUUAAAGUGAAAACGAAGACUGUAGACCUGCCGAUUGAGAACAGCCUGCACUGGCAGCUUACUAACGAGCUUCUCAAUCUGUUUAUGGAGAAUGAGGGGAAGAUGAUCAUGCAGGACAAACUGGAGAAGGAGAGGAAUGAUGCGAAGAAUGGGGUUGAGGAGUAUGUGUAUGAGAUGAGGGACAAACUGCAUGGUGUCCUGGAGAAGUUCAUCAGUGAGGCAGAUCGAGAUGCUUUUAGUCUAAAACUUGAAGACACAGAAAACUGGCUGUAUGAAGAAGGAGAAGACCAACAAAAGCAGGUGUACAUUGAUAAACUGGCAGAGCUGAAGAAACUCGGACAGCCCGUUCAGGAACGAGCGAUGGAGGCGGAAGAGAGACCAAAAGCCUUCGAGGAGCUCGGGAAGCAAAUCCAAAAGUACAUGAAGAUUUUAGAAGCGUACAAAGCAAAGGAUGAGCAGUACGAGCAUCUGGACGAGUUGGAGGUGAUGAAGGUGGAAAAGCAGGUGAUCGAGGCCAUGAACUGGAUGAACAGCAAAAUGAAUGAACAGAGCAAACAGAGUCUGAUGGUUGAGCCUGUUAUUAAAGCCUCUGAGAUUCAAGCCAAAACCAAGGAGCUGUUCUCCACCUGCAACCCCAUCAUCUUAAAACCCAAACCUAAAGUUGAGCCACCGAAGGAGGAGGAGAAGACACCGGAGCAGAACGGCCCAGUUAACGGACAGGAAGGCUCAGAGGCCCAGCCCAGCAGCCCUAACAAAGACCAACUAGCUCCAGAAGCCACAGAGGCCAAGCUGCCAGAAAUGGACAUUGACUAACUCCUCAGUUACUCUGACGUUCUCUCAGUUCUCAUCCAAAUGAUGACUGAAACGAGCUAGCUACCAUUAGUUUUGUUUUCAGAAGGCACCAUAAAUCCUUCCUGACCUUGUGUAUGGUUUCCUUUUGGGUGCCGCCCCCCCCCAAAAAAAAAAAAAGUAAGCUCGCACAUUUGUUGCUCUUUUUCACAUUAAAGAAAGAUGAGCUUGAAGAUGGGGACUUGGGUUCUGUCUCACUUUAAAACAUUCGUGUUCAUGGUUGGAAAGUCUGCUUGAGGAAUUGCGCAGGUGAGGAUGAUGUCGUAUGUUGUAGAAACUGCACACAUUUUAACUUGAGUUUUUUUUUCGAUCCUUGCAUUUAUUUUUCCAUUGUUUAAAAAUUUGUCACUUGGCGUCGCUCAGUUCUACAAAUCCAAAUGAUGUAUGGAAGCACUGAAAAUAAAUAAAAUGAAAAAUAAGAGCAGUGAUGUUGAAAGGCUGCUGUAUGAUGAUGCAGAUCUGUUCCUGUUAUCCUGUAUUUCACUUUCACUGAUGCAUCACUUCAUGGCUGAGGUUGUGCGUGUAUCUUUGCUUUGCUGGGUUCUUCAGGAGGGGGUUUUUAUGGAGUGUUUUUUGUUCUGUUGCCAGCACGAAUAGUAGAGACCAACUAGAUGUUUCUUUUCCAGUCAUGAUAUUUAAAAAAACAAAACGGAUUCAUUUUUGGUGCACUUAUAUGGAAGCUGUUUUGAAAUGUAAUUCAUUUGGAGGUAAAAUCCUUCUGCAAACCCUGUACAAGGUGUUAUGAUCCCUUCAUGUCCUUUCAGAAGAAAAGCAAAAAGGUUGUACAUAAUGCUUUCUGUUUUGCUGAAGUGAAAUAAAGGCCUUGUAAGGAU
Messenger RNA from Neoarius graeffei (lesser salmon catfish), 3591 nucleotides. It is a transcript of the gene hspa4a, whose product is annotated as heat shock protein 4a. The transcript is spliced from 19 exons. The record is from RefSeq and is a predicted model, not a curated record. NCBI's taxonomy places the organism in Eukaryota, Metazoa, Chordata, Actinopteri, Siluriformes, Ariidae. Gene Ontology annotation, cellular component: cytosol; nucleus. Bases 203 to 2722 code for a protein of 839 amino acids. Gene Ontology annotation, biological process: protein folding. Gene Ontology annotation, molecular function: ATP binding; ATP-dependent protein folding chaperone.